AUGUCGCGGUCAGUGCCUCGUCUUAUCCUUAUCCGCCAUGGCGAGACUGAGUGGUCUCUUAACGGCCGCCAUACUGGUCGCUCAGACAUACCCCUGACACAGCAUGGCGAAGAACACACGAGAGAGAUGGCACAGGUGCUUGUUGGACAAGGCAAAGUUAUUGACCCCAGCAACAUUUGCACUGUUUUUGUUUCCCCAAGAGUUCGCGCUCAUCGCACAUUCCAUCUGACGUUCGACCAUCUUCCGACCACACCAUCUCACGUCAUCACAGAGGAAGUGAGAGAAUGGGACUACGGAGAUUACGAAGGUCUCAAGCCGGCAGAAAUACACGAGCGUAAUCCCACAUGGGAAAUAUGGAAGGACGGAUGUCCAGGUGGUGAAAGCACAGAAGAGAUGUGUCAUCGGGUAGAUACUGUCAUUGACAAAGUUAAAGCACAUCACAAGGCCUGGUUUGACAAGGGUGUGGGCUGUCGCGAUGUUGUCAUUAUUGCUCACGGGCACUUCAAUCGCUGCCUCAUAGCUCGUUGGAUCAAUUUCCCUCUGCGCCUAGGAACCCAUUUUAAUGUCGAACCCUCGGGGGUUGCCAUUCUGAGUUACAACCACCGUAAUUUGGCAGAGCCAGCGUUGAAUGGUCUUAACCUGUACGCCCCGCCAAAGUAG
This is a messenger RNA of Fibroporia radiculosa, 660 nucleotides long. RefSeq lists its product as uncharacterized. The record is from RefSeq and is a predicted model, not a curated record. NCBI's taxonomy places the organism in Eukaryota, Fungi, Basidiomycota, Agaricomycetes, Polyporales, Fibroporiaceae. Bases 1 to 660 code for a protein of 219 amino acids. The transcript has 9 exons. Gene Ontology annotation, molecular function: sedoheptulose-bisphosphatase activity. Gene Ontology annotation, biological process: ribose phosphate biosynthetic process.